AUGUGUAUUAACAAAUGGGAGGGGAAGGGAGAGGAGAACGUGGUGGAGGAUGGGGCCGAGUCUGUGGUCGAGUCUGUGGUCGAGACUGUGGUCGAGACUGUGGUCGAGAAUGUGGAGGAGAUGCAGCUGUCGGGUAAAACGACACAAAGAUUAGUGAAGAUUGUAAAAACCAAAGGUUGUCGCAAUUUACAGGGUGACCUUGACAAAUUCUACAAGUGGAGCUCAACAACCGGAGACAAUAACGGAUCCGAGCGGACGCCGAUCCUCGCUCCUCAUGCCGAGAUGGGCGUCCGCAUUACAGAUGGGGAACAAGCAGGCAUCGAUUGUGAAGUUAAAGACUAUGUCUUUAACAACAUGUUAAAUAGAGAAUUAGUUAAACUUCACCAAAGACAACUGUCCCCGGUAUCAAGAGACGGUCCCCAGGUUACAGGGACGGUCCCUGAGAUCAAGAGACGGUCCCCGGGAUCAAGAGACGGUCCCCGGGAUCAAGAGACGGUCCCCGAGAUCAAGAGACGGUCCCCGGGACCAAGAGACAGUCCCCAGGAUCAAGAGACGGUCCCCCAGGAUCAAGAGACGGUCUCCCAGGAUCAAGAGACGGUCCCCACUAUCCAGAGACGGUCCCUAGGAUCAAGAGACGGUCCCCAGGUUACAGAGACGGUCCCCAGGAUCAAGAGACGGUCCCCAGGAUCAAGAAACAGUCCCCAGGAUCAAGAGACGGUCUACCAGGAUCAAGAGACGGUCCCCAGGAUCAAGAGACGGUCUCCCAGGAUCAAGAGACGGUCUCCCAGGAUCAAGAGACGGUCCCCCAGGAUCAAGAGACGGUCCCCGGGAUCAAGAGACGGUCCCCCAAGAUCAAGAGACGGUCCCCAGGAUCAAGAGACGGUCCCCAGGAUCAAGAAACGGUCCCUGAGACAAAAACAAAGACCGUCACCAGCUCAUUGA
Molecule: messenger RNA, 942 nt
Organism: Procambarus clarkii (red swamp crayfish)
Lineage: Eukaryota; Metazoa; Arthropoda; Malacostraca; Decapoda; Cambaridae
Source: RefSeq, a predicted model, not a curated record